Messenger RNA from Portunus trituberculatus (swimming crab), 3381 nucleotides. RefSeq lists its product as uncharacterized. Bases 1264 to 2298 code for a protein of 344 amino acids. The record is from RefSeq and is a predicted model, not a curated record. NCBI's taxonomy places the organism in Eukaryota, Metazoa, Arthropoda, Malacostraca, Decapoda, Portunidae. The transcript is spliced from 10 exons.
GUAUAGGCUCAGUGCAGCUCCGACAUUCCCGGCGGGAGGGUGUGUCGCGUCUCAGACCAUUCCACCAGAGGUCUCUGUCUUUGGGCCUCCUGUUGUUUGACUUUAAUUUCUACUCCACUGACUGCCUCAAGUGCGACCGCGUGACCAGCUGAUGGUUUGCUGAGGAAGGGAAAGUUACAGCGCUCAUCAGCAUACAAAGAGGCUCGAGUGGCGUGUAUGGUUCUGAGGUAGGUCAGUUCAUCAAGGGCAACAGGUGGCCAGGGUCACGGCGCGGCCUGGUCUGCCCUGACCUCGGUCGACCUCACCUCACACAUCGCCACGAACUCCUUUAAUCAGUCGAGUCGGUGAUUAAAUCAAAUGUGAUGAUCUUAUUCAGCUGGAAUUCAAGACGUUAGACCCACACUAGCACAAUGAAUUGUUAACAAUCGCCACAUUCUGUAAUACAUAAAUGUAAUGAUAAUAUAUACUCAGUAACGGAGAAAAGCAAGAAAGGAACAUACGACCCAAGGAAGACUCGAGGAAGACUUGGGCGAGUUAGGACAUCAAGAAAUAAUGUCAUGCGAGUCACAAGCUAUUGAAAGGCAACACUAAAAGUCUGGAGCGCGUCGAGGGAGUCUGCCUUGCGCCUGGACACGCACACACACAGCACUGCGUCAGGAUGCAAGGAAGCCAUGUGGGCAGCACGGUGCGGUGAACAGCAGAGAAGUGGCGUCCGUCCCACCUUGCAUGAUGCUGAGCCAAUGUGCCACCUGAUGUACUGAGGCAUUGCCAGGCAUACCAGCACAAAGAGGGAGCUCAUCGACACGUGUCUUACCUAACAGUACCACGCAGCUCCAGUAACGAGACAAAAUAGCAUCCACGUAACCACUGACGGGACACCGGCCUGAUGAGAGGAAACGCGCACACUCACCAUCCCAGUCCAUCCACAAUGCCAAGGAACAAUCACUAGGAACUCAGAGACUCGAACAUAAUGGUUGAAGUCGUCAUUUCCUAACCUAAGUGUCGACGUUUACCCCAACACGUCCCUCAUCAAAACAACACCACGUCUCGCCUGAUUUCGAGUCUAAAGUAUAAUGUUACACGUGACGAAAUGACAAGUGAACGAGACACGGAAAAUGAGUGGGGGUUAUUAAGCAGGAGCCAGGUGUGAAGUGUGGCCAAAGAGCCUCGUCAGGUACUGCCAUGCCCCUGUGAGCCGUCACCAGGAACUGCGAGGCCACCAAGACGUGCACUACAGUAAGGGCCUGCAGCAGAAGUGUCACCAUGAGGAUCGCCCUUGUUCUCGUCCUGUCCUCGCUCCUCAAUAGGAUGGCCGUGGCAGUGACCAUCGUGAGACUCAGCGUGCCCCGCGCUGUGGAGGCCAACACGACCGCUGUGGUGCUCGACUGUGACUUCCAGGUGCACGAGUGGGAGCGACCCGGCCUCGUUCUUAAGUGGUACAUGAACAAGGUGCAUCUGGUAUACCAGUGGAUACCCCCGCGGGCGCCCCAGGCCUUGGGUGUGAUGGCUGGCCGCAUCGACACCACCUUCACCGUCUCGAGGGACCCCUGGGCAGCCUACCGAGCACUCUACAUUCCCCGCCCACACCCAAUGCUGUCAGGCCAGUACUCCUGCACCGUCAGCACCUUCGAGGACGAGGACACGGAGUCAGCACAUUUCCUUGUCUGGAAGGCUCCUCGGAGGGUGGAGCUAAAGUACUGGCGUCCCUCGGAACACCUCGUUAACAUCACCUGCCACACGUCCGGGGCGGCACCAAGACCCAAGUUUACUUUGUUUACUCAUGACCUCAACGGAACCAACAAACAGGACGUGGGCGUUCGGGGGCAAGAAGGGAUGAGCGUGGACGGCUUGUGGCAGGCGGGGGCGUGGGGACUCAUUGCGUGGGCUGAGACGCCGGCAGAGACGGUGGUGGGGUGUACGCUGACCCUGCCUGGCACCAAGCAGACCCACACCACCACGAGGGCUUAUUACCCAGACCUGCCCAUCCUCACCACCACCACCACCGAGGCGGCCACCGUGAGGAGCGACGCCCCCAACCAGUGGGCCAACGGAUCCCGCAACUCUCCGGGCGCCGCCACCAGCUUCUUCGAUUUUCCCAUCUUGUUCGACACAGCCAGCAGCGGGAGGAGCGAACUGCUGUCGUCCACCUGUUGCGGCAACUGGCCUAUGUACGCACACACGUGGUGGCGGCGGCGUGGGCGGUGCGGCGGUGGGUGGCGCUGGCGGUGCCUUGAACCACUGGUGCCGACUCGUGGGCGGAGAGGUCUGGUUGGCGUGGCCUGCUGGCGCCCCAAGUGAUCAUGUCUGAGAGAGGACGCACCUCCAGAACAUUGCUUUAUACUUUAGGUGUGAUAAACGUUCAUCUUUAGUGUAAGUGAGCUUUUCUAAGGCAUUCAUGGUGUCGUUGUGGCUUCGUCGAAAAUAAUACGGUGUAUAUUCUUCCUUCCCUUCACAAGUAAGAAAUUGUAGAGAGGAAAAGUUUGCGGUUCCAUCAGAAAUCUGUCAUACGAGUAUAUUUGUUUUGACAUUUUCGCGCACUACGCAGCAGCCUGGCGGGCACGCGUUCCCCUGCCCAAGGACAGAGAGAGCUGCCCGGCGGUGUCCUCACCAAAGGGCAGCCGUAAGGCAUCCUGUUACACUGAUUACGUUGUGAAAGCUAUGCGACUGUGAAGUGAACUUUGAUACAUUCAUUUCUUGGUUCUCUUGUGUCAGAUUUUUUUUUUUUUAUCGAGUGUGUGGUCAGUACUUCAAAAAGAGUAUUAACUUGUAUAGCUAGAGUAACAUCACGGGUUCCCUAUGUGUGUGUGCAUACUGUGCCCAGCAUUGGUUUUGAGGCAGGGUGGCGUCAUGAUCGUGUUCACUUACUUGAAUUUAUAUUCUAGGAGGAUGCAAAUGUAAUUAGUGUGCGUACGAUCUUUGAUUGUAACAGUGUUUUGCGCAUCAGUGUAAAUGUAUAUUUGUGGGGAAAAUUUACUCUUCCAAGAGGAGGAUCAAGUGGUGUGGUAGCCACUUUCUUCUCUUCUAUCAACAAGUGAAGGGCGCGUACCUCUGAGAGAUGAGCGGAAGCAGCGCCAUAUAGUCCCCUCUCCGCUAAGGGACGCGUCACCUCCACGUCAUGGCAGGGCUGCAGUUCCUUGGUCUGAAGAGGAUCAUGUGAUAACGUUCUUCAUUCAGUGUGUCUUUCUCUGGUUCCUGUUGCCAACAAAACCAAGACUUUUUGAACGUUCACUGUACCUGUGUGCCGCAUCCUCGUAACCAUAUGCAUGCUUUGACAAAACGUUUACAAACAGGGUAUAUUCCUUGCUCUCAAUUGACUAUUUCAUUACAAAACACGUUUGUAGCCACUAGAAUAAAGACUGUCAGACACACUUCUGCUCCUGU